Cyclocybe aegerita is the source of this 975-nucleotide messenger RNA. Lineage: Eukaryota; Fungi; Basidiomycota; Agaricomycetes; Agaricales; Hemipholiotaceae. The record is from the annotation of a GenBank genome assembly.
AUGGCUACCUCUGGGCUCCCCGCCAUUCCCUCCCUUGACAAUACCUAUGGCGCGAUCUUCAUCGGCAUGGUCAUAGCUGCGGGGCUGUGGGGGAUCACUACCGCGCAGACGUAUUGGUAUUAUACGACAUACCAGAAGGAUCCGAUCGGGUGGAAGCUGCUGGUCGCGACUGUCUGGACACUCGACACAGUCCACCAAGCUCUCAUCAGUUACCUCAUAUAUCAAUAUAUGAUCACACAUUACUUCGACCCGCUGGCGCUCGACCAGGUUAUUCCUACGUUCUCGAUCCAAGCAGUUUUUGAGAUCGCGCCCACAUUCUUCGUCCAAUGCUUUUUCCUGAUGCGGAUCUGGCGACUGAGCAGGGGCAAAUUCAAAUGGGUGUUAAUCCUCUUGCCGUCGGUCUUCAUCGCUGGUAAACUUGUCGUCGGUCUUGUCUGGGUCGCUCGUGUCGUCACUCGGACAAGCGUGACCGACUCAAACGCCCGCGAUGGGCAGCUCGUCAAGUGGGCGCAGGGUUCCGCGAUGGCAGCUGACGUCCUCCUCGCGGGUACCAUGGUGUUCCUCCUCUACUCUUCCCGCACAGGCAUGUCGCAUACAAACAUGACAAUCAACAAGCUCAUGCUGUACGCGAUCAACACCGGAGUGGUUACGGGCCUUUGCGCGAUUGCGACACUCGUUUGCGUGGUUGCGUUCCCGAAUACAUUCAUUUAUGGGCUGUUCUACUUCUGCAUUGGGCGAUUAUACGUUAACUCCAUGCUGGCCUCACUGAAUGCCCGUAAGAACCUCAUGAACCAGACGACCUUCCUGGAGAUGUCGUUGUCUGGGGACUUGGGCACUCACACGGCAGACCAGACAUUGCAAACGCGCGGAGGUACUAAAGGGAGCAUCUCUGGUAGCGCCGCGUUCGAAGAAUCCAGCAAGCUCGGUGUGUACAUCAACACAACGCGCGCAACCCGUCAUGAUGCAGCAGUAUGA